CCAUCAUCUCUAUCGUUUCCAACAAUGUCGUCGAUACCAAUAUGCGACGAUGAAAAGGUGCUCCUACCUAAGGCCAAUCCUACCGCCGCUUUCUGCACUUGCUCCGGUUGCUCCGCUCGCUCCGCACGUCGCGCUCGGAAGCUGCAGCUACUGUACGCAAUGAAGCAGGCGGUCCUUGUUACAGGCAUUUGUGUGGUUGCGAUGUAUGUGCUGUGGGGAUUCCACACGGGGCUGGUACAAAUCUCGACGACCACACCCUCCGUAACCGCCGCUACGGGGAAGUUUAGAUGGACUGAUAUCACACCCACGUCGGACCUCAUCUGGCACCCAUGCUUCGACGGCCUCGCCUGUGCGCGUCUCGAUGUUCCACUCGACUACACCAACUCCUCGGACCCUCGCCGCGCCGCCAUAGCACUCACCAAGGUUCCUGCGUCCGUUCCCGAGACCUCGGACGCCUGGUCCGGUCCUGUACUCCUCAACCCCGGCGGGCCCGGCGGAAGCGGCGUGGCAUUUGUCACUCAGGCGGGGAAGAUGCUACAGCGCAUCGUUGGGAACACGCAUUCAGUCAUCGGAUUUGAUCCCCGUGGGGUGAACAACACUACCCCGGCCACAAGCUGCUUUCCUAGCGAUGCCGCGAGGAUGCAGUGGUAUCUGCGGGCUGGAGGCUGGGUUAUGGGAAGUGGAAAUGGUCAGAUAGUGGCAAUCGAAUAUGCGAGGUCGAUGUCGCUAGGGAGCGUCUGCGAUAAAGGUGGGACGGGUGGAGACUUCGCCGGUACCCCGAAUGUCGCUCGUGAUAUGUUAUCCAUCGUCGAAGCGUCGUGGAAAUCCGUGGACAAGGACCCCUCCAAGCGGGGACUCCGCUACUGGGGAUUCUCGUACGGUACCGUCCUCGGGCAGACAUUCGCGAGCAUGUUCCCUUCGCGCGUCGAACGAGUCGUGGUCGAUGGCGUAGUCGACAUUGACGAUUACUACGCCGGUGGCUGGCGGACGAACCUCCAGGACGCGGACAAAGUCAUUGCAAGUUUCUACAACUACUGCUCCCUCGCCAACGGCACCUGUGCACUCUCCGAACCGACUGCUGCGGGUGUCGAAGCACGAGUGACACGUCUACGAGAGAAGGUCCGUCAAGAACCAGCGCCAGUCUACGGCGACCACGCGCCGGAUUGGGUCACGGAGUCUGACAUCCUUACCGUCAUCUUCUGGUCGCUGUACACUCCCCUCAUACGCUUCCCCGUUGCGGCACACGCUCUCGCUUCUCUCGAGAAUGGUGACGCCUCCAAAGUCGUGGAGAUUAUCCACCUCAACUUCGAGUGCAAUUGUGUCUCCGAUCCACUGCCGAAUACCGGGACCGAGGCGGACUCCGCGAUUCUAUGCCAGGACGGCGGCGGGAACAACGCGACUCUCGACGAGUUCCGUGGGUAUGUCAAGGAGCUACAGGGGCAGAGUGCGCUCAUCGGAGGGAACUGGGCACGGAUUCAGAUGUCGUGUGUUGGCCGCAAGACCCCCGCCCAAGGCCUCGUGCCGUGGCGACGAGACGGCGAGAGUGGAUGGGGCGGCCACACAUGGGGCAAGAACACUUCCUACCCCUUGCUCUUCGCCAGCACCUCGCUAGACCCUGUCACGCCGCUGAGGAAUGCGGAGGCUAUGAGGAAGCGCUUCCCUGGCGCUGGACUGCUGAUCCAGCACAGCGAGGGCCAUUGCUCGAUCAGCACGCCCAGUGCCUGUUCGGCGGCCGUGGUAGGGAAGUACUUUGAGACCGGCAAGGUGGAGGACGAGGUGGAAUGUGAAGCUGAUGCUCGUCCGUGGGAUGCGAUUUCGCACAGUGAGUUCCGGCAGGAGUCGAUGUUUUUGGCUGAGAGCUGGGAUCCCGUUGUGCCUGGGGGCUGGAAAUGA
Molecule: messenger RNA, 1893 nt
Organism: Tricharina praecox
Lineage: Eukaryota; Fungi; Ascomycota; Pezizomycetes; Pezizales; Pyronemataceae
Product: TAP-like protein-domain-containing protein
Exons: 2
Coding region: 25-1893 (622 amino acids)
Source: RefSeq, a predicted model, not a curated record